UCCCAAUCGCUGCAGGCGCCGGGGUCGGACUGAGCGAGGCCCUCGCCCGCCCGCCGUGGGCAUGGAGCAGGAAUCCUUCAGCCCGAGCCCGGAGCUGAGCUCCGGCCCGGCCCCGGACCGCUGCUCGGCCUGCCAUGGGGACGAGGACUGGGGCCGGGGCCGCCCCAAGGCCCGCAGCCUGUCGGCCGGCACCAAGGAGUUCAGGAGGACCCGCUCUCUGCACGGACCCUGCCCGGUGACCACAUUCGGACCAAAGGCUUGUGUGCUGCAGAACCCCCAGACCAUCAUGCACAUCCAGGACCCCGCGAGCCAGCGGCUCACGUGGAGCAAGGCCCCGAAGAGCGUCCUGGUCAUCAAGAAGAUCCGGGACGCCAGCCUGGUGCAGCCCUUCAAGGAGCUGUGCGCGUUCCUCAUGGAGGAGGCCGACAUGGUCGUGUACGUGGAGAAGAAGGUGCUCGAGGACCCCGCCGUAGCGGGCGACGAGGACUUCGGGCCCGUCAGGAGGAAGUUCUGCACCUUCAGGGAAGACUACGACGACAUCUCUGACCAGAUCGACUUCAUCAUCUGCCUGGGCGGGGACGGCACCUUGCUCUACGCCUCCUCCCUCUUCCAGGGCAGCGUGCCGCCGGUCAUGGCCUUCCACCUGGGCUCCCUGGGCUUCCUCACGCCCUUCAGCUUUGAGAGCUUCCGGGCCCAGGUCGCGCAGGUGAUACAGGGGAACGCAGCCAUCGUCCUGCGGAGCCGCCUGCUGGUGCGGGUGGUGAAGGAGCCGCGUGGGAGGAGGGCGGCCGUCCCCAACGGCCUCCGUGAGCACGGGGCCCCCGCGGCCGGCCCGCACGCCGAGCUGGGGAGGCAGGUCAUGCAGUAUCAGGUCUUGAACGAGGUGGUGAUCGACAGGGGUCCCUCCUCCUACCUGUCCAACGUGGACGUCUACCUGGACGGGCACCUCAUAACCACCGUGCAGGGCGACGGCGUGAUCGUCUCCACCCCCACGGGCAGCACGGCCUACGCGGCCGCCGCCGGAGCCUCCAUGAUCCACCCCAACGUGCCGGCCAUCAUGAUCACGCCCAUCUGUCCUCACUCGCUGUCCUUCCGGCCCAUUGUGGUCCCGGCGGGCGUCGAGCUGAAGAUCUCACUGUCGCCGGAGGCCAGGAACACGGCCUGGGUGUCCUUUGACGGCCGGAAGCGGCAGGAGAUGCGCCACGGGGACAGCAUCAGCAUCACCACCUCCUGCUACCCGCUGCCGUCCGUCUGCGUGCGUGGGCCCGUCCGCGACUGGUUCGAGAGCCUGGCCCAGUGCCUGCACUGGAACGCGCGUCGCCGGCAGGCGCCCUUCCCGGCGCGGGCCGCGGCCGGCGGCGAGGAGGGCUAGCCGCCGGCUCACGUGGGCCUCGGAGUUCGGGUCGGCUCGGGCCCUCGCGCCUUCGGUCUAAAGACGCCUCGCAGCCAAAGCGCGCCUCGGGGCCCCGCCCCAGCUCCCGCCGCCAUUCCGCAUGCCCGAGGGGAUUUCUGGCUCUGUCCGACUCGGAGGUUCUCCUACACUCUGACUGCAGACCUCACGCUCGCUCGCGUUGCAGGCGGGGCGGGCGCCCCGCGGGCUGGGACCAGGAGGGCUGUCCUGGGCGGCGCUCGGCCGGCGGGGCGCUGUGGGGCGGCCCUGGGCCCGGGGAGCCGGCUCUGCCCGCCCGCGCUCCGACCGCCUGUGACUCCCGGCCACUCUGAGAAGACCCGGUGGUGCUGACCAGGCCCUGGGCAGCAUGAUGGUGGAAUGGUCUACACGACAGCUUUUUCAAGUAAAUUCUUACUGUUUCAUAUUGUUAAUAUCUUGAAAAUUUGUUAUCUGUUGAAAACUUAUCACUAUUUUCAGAUUCUUUCAAUAAACAGAAUUGUUUU
This is a messenger RNA of Condylura cristata (star-nosed mole), 1893 nucleotides long. RefSeq names its product NAD kinase (gene NADK). The transcript has 11 exons. Gene Ontology annotation, biological process: NADP+ biosynthetic process; NAD+ metabolic process. NCBI's taxonomy places the organism in Eukaryota, Metazoa, Chordata, Mammalia, Eulipotyphla, Talpidae. The record is from RefSeq and is a predicted model, not a curated record. The coding region runs from base 62 to 1372 and encodes 436 amino acids. Gene Ontology annotation, molecular function: NAD+ kinase activity.